AAAAGAAGAAAAAUUGAAAAUUUGUCAUCGCUUCUAAAACCCCAAUUCUCUGGAAAGCAGCAACAAGGUUUCUCUCUAGCAACGGGUUUGCUCUGCAGCAUUGAAUUUCCCAGGAGUCUGUAAGAAUGGACGCGGCAAUGAAAGAGAGCCUUCUGGCUUCUGUUCACUCCACUGUGUUCAAAGAAUCAGAGACCCUUGAAGGGAACUGCAUAAAGAUUGAGGGUUACGACUUCAAUCGUGGAGUCGAUUACCGUCAGCUUCUGAGGUCCAUGGUCUCCACCGGAUUUCAAGCCUCCAACCUCGGGGAGGCGAUCGAGGUGGUUAAUCAGAUGCUAGACUGGAGGCUCUCUGAUGAGACUAUAACUGAAAAUUGCAGCGAGGAGGAGAGAGACCAAGCAUAUAGAGAGUCUGUCAGAUGCAAGGUGUUCCUCGGUUUCACUUCCAACCUUAUCUCGUCUGGUGUCAGAGAUACAGUUCGUUAUCUUGUUCAGCAUCACAUGGUCGAUGUAGUAGUGACAACAGCUGGUGGCAUAGAGGAAGAUCUUAUAAAAUGCCUUGCGCCUACAUUCAAAGGUGAUUUUUCCCUGCCUGGAGCUCUCUUGCGCUCGAAAGGAUUGAACCGCAUUGGUAACCUGUUGGUUCCUAAUGACAACUACUGUAAAUUUGAGGACUGGAUAAUUCCAAUAUUUGACCAGAUGCUGAGGGAGCAGAAAGAAGAGAACGUAUUAUGGACACCUUCUAGGGUGAUUGCUCGCUUGGGGAAAGAGAUUAAUGAUGAAAGGUCAUACCUUUAUUGGGCACACAAGAAUAAUAUUCCGGUCUUCUGUCCUGGGUUAACGGAUGGCUCACUGGGAGACAUGUUAUACUUCCACUCCUUCCGUAGUCCUGGUCUAAUCAUUGACGUAAUCCAAGAUAUUAGGGCCAUGAAUGGCGAAGCAGUCCAUGCUGGCCCUAGAAAAACUGGAAUGAUAAUCCUGGGAGGAGGGAUGCCUAAACAUCACAUAAGCAAUGCUAAUAUGAUGCGCAAUGGGGCGGACUUUGCUGUCUUUAUCAAUACAGCCCAAGAAUUUGAUGGAAGUGAUUCUGGAGCUCGUCCAGAUGAGGCUGUUUCUUGGGGAAAAAUACGUGGGUCUGCCAAAACUGUUAAGGUACACUGUGAUGCUACCAUCGCUUUCCCUAUACUGGUUGCUGAAACAUUUGCUGCAAGGAAAGAAAUAAUUCAACAAGACUGAGGAUCUGAUCCAAAUUUUAGGAGAGUGAAGACUCUCGCCCAUUUAUCUUUCAUUGCUAAUUCUUGAUAUGGCCAUCAGGUAUCGGCGAUUGAUUACAGUUGUUAAUCGGUUGCAAUAUUAUAUGCUUUAAUCAUUUUUGGAGGACUAGCUCCCAAAAAUUUAUCAUUUCUUGAGGCUAGUCUGCUGACGGGUGUUACGGGAAAUCCCUGCGGCAAGCUAACUUGAUUUGUUGGGAAAGGGCUACCAAUUGGUGAGGAUUUGUGUGAUAGAUUUUGUAGAAAUGUAAACAGAUGGCGCUCAUUUUUCUGUUAUUUUACCUUGCACUGACUGUAAGUGGGACAGGACACUGUGGAUCACACUGAAUAGCUAUUUUCAGUAUACUCGUUUGUUGCAUUAGUGGAAAGAAACAAUCGUUUCACUUGUCCUUGGAAAAAGAAACUUAGGAAGCAUGGUGAUGCUAACUCUUGGUUUGAUCA
Messenger RNA from Syzygium oleosum, 1708 nucleotides. RefSeq names its product deoxyhypusine synthase. Gene Ontology annotation, biological process: peptidyl-hypusine biosynthetic process. Bases 126 to 1232 code for a protein of 368 amino acids. Lineage: Eukaryota; Viridiplantae; Streptophyta; Magnoliopsida; Myrtales; Myrtaceae. Gene Ontology annotation, cellular component: cytoplasm. The transcript has 8 exons. Gene Ontology annotation, molecular function: deoxyhypusine synthase activity. The record is from RefSeq and is a predicted model, not a curated record.